Molecule: messenger RNA, 1377 nt
Organism: Mesocestoides corti
Lineage: Eukaryota; Metazoa; Platyhelminthes; Cestoda; Cyclophyllidea; Mesocestoididae
Source: the annotation of a GenBank genome assembly
AUGGAGCUUAGUCGACGAAGUCGGCCACAAGAUCUCACCGAGUUGGUCCAUUGCAAACGCCAAGUGCUGCACAGAAUCGUGACCUGCGUGGAAACAAUUUUGUCCAUCCACAAGUUGUUCAGUUCGGUGCAGACAGCCUGGGCUCAAACUCAUCCGGAGACACUGUUGAGGUCGGCGAUUUCGAUCCGAGGACGUGGCGACUACACACGACUGUGCAUGACAAUAAACCAGGCGAUUUUGAUGGCUCUGUCGGUCUGCACCAAGCACCUACGAGCUCUUGGACUGGAUUCUGACGACGAUGGUGCAGCGCACGAGGAGGUGGUGGAUGGCGAAGAGGAGGGGGCGGAGGAGGAGGAGCAGUUGGAGGAAGCUGAGUCGGACACCGUAAUCGCGUUGUUUUGUGAGUUCGUCCGGCACUUGUUUUCUAAUUGUAGACACCAAUCACCGUACUCAGAUGAGGAUGCAAUCUUCAAACGAAGCCAACGGCUAUGCGACUUAAUGCAAAUUUCAUUUCCCCAAUUCAAUUUGGAUGGUCAGCGGAAUAUUUGGAUCGUGAAACCGGGCUCAAAAUCGCGCGGAAGGGGUAUUACUUGCCAGAAGAAACUGGAAACAAUUAUUCUCCUGACUACGGGAACAGGUAUGACAAUGGACGAACGAUUCGUGGUGCAAAAGUACAUCGAACGUCCCUUGCUAAUUUACAAAACCAAAUUCGAUAUUCGACAGUGGUUUCUGGUUUCCGACUGGCAACCGUUGACGAUCUGGUGGUACAGAGAGUGCUACCUGCGUUUCUGCUCUCGCGAAUUCACCCUGGAUUGCUUUAGUGAGGAUAUACACCUUUCCAACAAUUCCAUCACACACAAGUACAAGAACGGCAAUAGAUCGCCUUUGCUGCCGGCUGAAAAUAUGUGGUACCUAGAAGAAUUCCGCCAACAUCUGGAGACUCGAUUGAUGCUCGGAAGGCAAGCACUUGCUUCUGUCUUAUUUUCUGCCUUUGCCAACACCUCAAAGGCAGUCGAGGAGAUAAUUGGUGUCUUUGUGCGUGUUCCCUCUUUGCCCAGUGUCCCCCCCUACCCUGAUUGUACCCCCCUCCACCCUCCCCCUCUGAUAACACUUUGUGCUCGAAAGUUGGAGGGGACUAAGGUUGAGGGUUCGUUCGAGCUGUAUGGAGCAGAUUUUAUGAUUUCUGAGGAUGAUUUUCGACCGUGGUUGAUUGAGAUCAAUGCGAGUCCUUGCAUGGCCCCCAGCACAUCUGUCACUUCGGUGCUGACAGCCCAAGUGCUUGAGGAUACGCUAAAGGGUACGUCUGUCCCUGUUUAUGGUAGUCAUGGCCUGUGUGGUGGUGGUGGUGGUGGUGGUGGUGGUGGUGGUGGUGGUGGU